UGAAAAUGGCGACCGUAGACGUGGAGGAUGAGAGCAUUCUGGUGUCUAUAUUUAAGGACAGUUUCUCCGAGAACUGGAGAGAAAAUCCAGACUUCGCCGCGUAUUUGUCUGAGCUUAGUUCCUACGGGGUGGAGAAGCUGAACCGGGAGCCCGAGCGCUUAUCUGAGGAGAGAGCUCACAUCCUGCAGCAGACCAGAGAGCUCGCCUUCUCCAACUACAAGACCUUCAUCCGCACGGCGCACUGCACCAAGCAGAUCUACCGAGACUUCGGCCGCGUGGAGAGCAGCUUGGCCAAACUCCUCGACAAACUGCCGAGCUUCGGAGAAAAAUGCAGAGGUUUUGUAAAAGAAGCAGAAGAUAUUGGAGCGAGCCGGCGCAUGAACAGCCUCACACUGAAUCGCCACACGGAGAUCCUGGAGAUUCUCGAGAUCCCCCAGCUUAUGGACACCUGUGUCCGCAAUGGCUAUUAUGAGGAGGCACUGGAGCUGGCCGCUUAUGUGAAAAGAUUGGAGAAAAAACAUUCAUCGCUUCCUGUAAUUCAGGGAAUAGUACAUGAGGUUCGCCAGUCGGCUCAGCUCAUGCUGAACCAGCUCCUUCAGCAGCUUCGCAGUAAUUCCCAGCUUCCAGUUUGCCUGCGGGUGAUUGGCUACUUGCGCAGAAUGGAUGUCUUCACAGAAGCAGAACUGCGUGUGAAGUUCCUGCAAGCUCGUGGGAGCUGGCUACGUUCUGUCCUGGCUGCUAUUCCUGAUGAAGACCCUUACUUCCACAUCACCAAAACCAUUGAGGCCUGCCGAGUGCAUCUAUUUGACAUCAUUACUCAGUACCGUGCCAUUUUCUCAGAUGAGGAUCCUCUGUUGCCACCAGGGGGACAGACUGUGAACGAAAGUGCCAUCUUUCAUGGCUGGGUGGUUCAACAGGUUGCACAGUUUUUGGAGACCCUGGAUAGGGAUCUUAAGCGUGGGGUCGGAAGCCGCUUGGAUUCCCUGCUCGGCCAGUGCAUGUACUUUGGUUUGUCCUUCAGUCGGGUAGGGGCAGACUUUCGUGGACAACUUGCACCAAUGUUUCAGCGGGUAGCAAUGGAUACGUUCCACAAAGCUGUCAAAGAAGCUGUGGAUAAGUUUCAAGAGGAUAUGAAUUUGUACACACUCAUUUCUUUGCCUUCAAUGCUUGGCAGUACUAUCCCACCUGUGGCUCAAAGUACUCAGCCUGGCACUCUUCAGCCCCCCAUGGCCUUGUUGGACUUCCCUCCUUUAGCCUGCUUUCUGAAUAAUGUUUUAACAGCUUUCAAUGACUUACGACUAUGUUGCCCCAUUGGCUUAGCCCAGGAAGUGACCAGAUGUCUAGAGGAUGCCCUUCUGAAGGUGACCAAAUUAAUCCUGGUUUUCCAUAGAGCAGAAGAAUCUGCUUUCAGUAGCCGUGAGCGGGAGCUGUUUGUUCAGUUCUGCUGUGCCUUUGCUGAGGAUAUGGUGCCAUUCCUGAACCGAUGUUUACAGGUUCUCUUCCCACCGGCUCAGCUUGCACAGAUCCUUGGUGUCCCACCUGCUCAAGUUCAUAAAUAUGGCAACAUUGGAUGCAUCAGUGUGAGCACUGUACUUGAGCCUCUGAUGUUUGUACUCCCCAAAAGGGAGCCCAUGUCACCAGUGGUGGAUCUUACUGUCGACCUGACGAGUCUGACCACAGCUGAAGCUGAACUUUUACCUCCAAGCAAAUCUCCAUCGUCUGAGAAAGCUGAGACUGCUCGAGAGCUUGUACCAACUCUCCAUGCACAACAGCCACAAGUGGCACCAUCUACUGUAGAACCCACCCCAAACCAAACAAAGCCUAUAGACAAUGAGGCACAGAAAAGCAUUCCAGAAGAGCUGCCCCCAACAAACACAAAUGCUGAUAAGACACUGUCUGGGUGAAAUGAGGAGAAACGACUGCAGUUACUUCUAAAUUUAACUCAAAAAUUUGAACACUGUUUAUACAAUUUCAAUAAUAUUUGCACUUGUCACUUCCAUCCUUUGGUGAAUGCUACUUUAAAUUGUUAUGCUUACUUUGGGAACUCUAAUGUAUAUUUAAUGUAUAAGUGUUUGAAUCAAUUAUUUAAAUUUUUUUCCUUUGUAUCUUUCCAAGUUCUAGGGGCAACAUUAGAUUUUUAUUUUGAAAAUAUUUCUGGUAACAAGGUAUGAUGGAGAUCCAUAUGUUUGAAGAAAAUGGUAGUUUGUUAGCUGUCCAGCAUUAGCUUGAUAAUUUCACAUCAUUUAUGUAUGAGCUUCUCAAAGUGAUUAUAUAUAUUAAAAAAAAUAAUGAGAGAGAGAGAGACUUGGUGAAAGGGUACACUAGAAUCUAAAUGUGUGCAGACUUAUCCUGUACCAUAAAAGGCCUUGACUCUAGAGUGUUUGGCUUUAAUUGACAUACUGUAUGUGUAAAAAUAUAUUGUAAUAUUUUAGUAGGAAGGAAUUUAAACUUUAUUUUGCAAACUUUGUCAAUGUCUUCCCCUGACAAAUACAUAGAAGAAUGAUGAUUCA
Molecule: messenger RNA, 2510 nt
Organism: Pygocentrus nattereri (red-bellied piranha)
Lineage: Eukaryota; Metazoa; Chordata; Actinopteri; Characiformes; Serrasalmidae
Gene: cog8
Product: component of oligomeric golgi complex 8
Exons: 5
Coding region: 6-1904 (632 amino acids)
Biological process (GO): intra-Golgi vesicle-mediated transport
Cellular component (GO): COG complex
Source: RefSeq, a predicted model, not a curated record